Aspergillus luchuensis is the source of this 381-nucleotide messenger RNA. RefSeq lists its product as uncharacterized. The coding region runs from base 1 to 381 and encodes 126 amino acids. The record is from RefSeq and is a predicted model, not a curated record. The transcript has a single exon. NCBI's taxonomy places the organism in Eukaryota, Fungi, Ascomycota, Eurotiomycetes, Eurotiales, Aspergillaceae. Gene Ontology annotation, molecular function: flavin adenine dinucleotide binding; oxidoreductase activity.
AUGCUUUUUUCCUCUCUUGCUCUCGCGGCCUUCUCGUUAGGCGCAGCCGCCAAAAGUCACACCGGCUCAUCCCCUCACUAUGAUUUUGUCGUCGUCGGCGGAGGCACCAGUGGUUUGGUUGUUGCCAACAGGCUUUCGGAACUGAAGGAUGUCACUGUGGCCGUCAUUGAGGCCGGUGAAUCAGCAUUGAACAACUUCAAUGUGUCUAAUGUCAUGGGCUACAGCACGGCAUUCGGGACGGAGGUGGACUGGGCCUACCAAACCGAGAACCAGACAUAUGCAGGAGGCUUGCAGCAGACUAUCCGUGCCGGAAAGGCACUUGGAGGUACAAGCACAAUCAAUGGUAAGUCAUUCUUUCUUUCCCUUACAAACACAAGGUAG